CGGUGAGGUUCGAGAGGGAGAAAGGGUGUGGAUUGUCAAGGUGGCGGAUGAUGUUACCUUUCGAAGGAUGAAUGCUACGAUGGAGAAGCUGGCCAAGAUGUCCGAGCAGGAAUACUCUGUUUUCAUAAGGGUGCUGUUUGGGUUGUCGUCGCCGUCACCUGUUCCGCCGGAUCUGGAAAAGGAUCCGGAGGUGGGCGAGAUUGACUGGGUUGACCCGACGCUGAACGAGAGCCAGAAGGACGCGAUCCGCUUUGCGCUGGCUUCCAGGGAGAUUGCGCUUAUCCAUGGUCCGCCGGGGACAGGCAAGACGCACACGCUGAUAGAGCUCAUCCUGCAAAUGCUCAAACGCAAUCUCCGCGUCCUCGUCUGCGGCCCGUCCAACAUCUCCGUUGACAACAUCGUCGAGCGCCUAGCCCCGCACAAGGUGCCCCUGGUCCGACUGGGCCAUCCGGCUCGUCUUCUACCAUCGGUGCUGAACCACUCCCUUGACGUGCUCACGCGGACCUCGGAGGCAGGAGCUAUUGUUAAGGACGUGCGCGCCGAGCUGGAUGCCAAGCAAGCGUCGAUCCGCAAGACGCGCAACGGCAGGGAGCGCAGGGCUAUCUAUGCCGAUCUCAAGGAGCUGCGGAAGGAGUAUCGCGAGCGGGAGCGCAAAUGCGUCAGCAACUUGGUGCAAGGCAGUAAAGUAGUGCUCGCAACGCUACAUGGUGCGGGAGGUUUCCAGUUGCGCGACGAGAAGUUUGAUGUCGUCAUCAUCGACGAGGCCAGCCAAGCGCUCGAGGCGCAAUGUUGGGUACCGCUACUGUCAGCCAACAAGGCCGUCUGUGUUGGAGACCAUCUGCAGCUUCCGCCUACGAUCAAGUCGCUCAACUCCAAGAGCAAGGCUAAGCUAAAAGGAGAGGAUGGCAAUGUGCCUGCAGUGAAAGGGGCUACGCUCGAGACAACGCUGUUUGACCGCCUGCUCGCGCUACAUGGCUCGUCCAUAAAGAGGAUGCUCACAACGCAGUACCGCAUGCACGAGAAAAUCAUGCGGUUCCCGUCCGACGAGCUCUACGAGGGGAAACUGGUCGCGGCAGAGGGAGUCAAAGCCAGACUGCUAAAGGAUCUGCCCUACGAGGUGGAAGACACUGACGAUACCAGCGAGCCGCUCAUUUUCAUCGACACGCAAGGCGGCGACUUCCCAGAAAAGAACGAGGACGAGCAGGAAGCAGGCAAGAAGAAACUGACAAAGAGUAGUCUAUAUGGCGAAAGCAAGAGCAACGAUAUGGAGGCGGCUCUGGUGCGGCAACACGUGCGGAGCUUGGUCGAAGCUGGGGUCAAACCGGAGGACAUCGCGGUGGUGACGCCGUAUAAUGCACAGCUUGGGAUCCUUGCCCCGCUAAAGGAGUCCUUCCCGGGCAUUGAGCUCGGAAGCGUGGACGGCUUCCAGGGCCGAGAGAAGGAGGCCGUGAUCGUCAGCCUCGUCCGAAGCAACCCCGAAGGCGAAGUCGGAUUUCUAGGGGAGAAGCGGCGGCUCAAUGUUGCAAUGACGAGGCCCAAACGAUCGCUGACAGUUAUUGGCGACUCGGAAACGGUAAAAAAAGGCAGCAAGUUUCUCAAAAGGUGGAUGGAGUUCCUUGAAGAGAAUGCCGACCUCCGGUAUCCGGAUGUGUCCACGCUCGCUCAGGAAGCAUGAAUAAUGUGGGCAGCCAAUUCAUCCCAUGUUCAUGCAUCCGGCCCGGAAUGUACGAAACUCAAAUAGAAGCCUUUGAUGGAAAGUCAGAAGAAAGCAGUUCGGUUGCCAUCUAGCACUGUCCAGUUGAGAUGAGAUGAGAUGAGAUCGGAUAACUCUUUCCAAGUCCCAGCCGUGAUUUGAUACCGAGGCAAAGGGAUGGCAUCUUCCCCACGGAUAUCUUAGGCGACACUCCGGGAAUUGUUAUCACCAGCUAGAGGUUGUACCGCCGAAAUGCCCGAUAGUGUAUGCAGUAACGUUAGCAUCUUGUGGUUUGUGGCGUGAUUGCAGGAUUCAUAAUCGUCC
Canariomyces notabilis is the source of this 2017-nucleotide messenger RNA. RefSeq names its product P-loop containing nucleoside triphosphate hydrolase protein. The transcript is spliced from 6 exons. Gene Ontology annotation, molecular function: 5'-3' DNA helicase activity; ATP hydrolysis activity. Lineage: Eukaryota; Fungi; Ascomycota; Sordariomycetes; Sordariales; Chaetomiaceae. The record is from RefSeq and is a predicted model, not a curated record. The coding region runs from base 80 to 1675 and encodes 531 amino acids.